Aspergillus bombycis is the source of this 399-nucleotide messenger RNA. RefSeq lists its product as uncharacterized. The record is from RefSeq and is a predicted model, not a curated record. NCBI's taxonomy places the organism in Eukaryota, Fungi, Ascomycota, Eurotiomycetes, Eurotiales, Aspergillaceae. Bases 1 to 399 code for a protein of 132 amino acids. The transcript has a single exon.
AUGUUUUACCCAAAGCUCUACGUCGUGUUCUAUCGGCCACGUUAUGGGAACUAUCAGCAUUGGGCCCUGUACGUCGACGAAGAAAGUAACGGUACCAUCUUCGAGGUUACAGGCCAACAUCCGAGUUUCCAACGAAACGUCGUUUACGCUCGCCCCGAUAGUUCGAAGAGCUACCUCGACAAGCUGUACAUUGGAACGCUCAGCCCCGAUGACUUGAAGCGUGUGGCAAAGGCUGCGAAAGAGACAGGCGUGGACAACGACACACUGGAGUGGGAUUGUCAGGAUUAUGUAUUGGAGAUGCUUAACAUGUUGGAAGAGGAAUUCAUUUUGGAGAGUGAUGACGAAGAUUACCAAGUAGCGAGGGAAACAUUGAAGGGAAGAAGGGGAGCGAUGCUUUAG